UUCCCCCACGCAGGGCAGCCCCGGGGGGCAGAGCGGAGCAGGCGUGGGCAUAAUGUCCAGCCGCACCUACAUGAGGAUGUGGCUUGAGUCCCAGGCUGCCCUGAAGGAGCUGCUGGCUCAGGAGCUGCCAUCUCAGCCCCCGCGGCCUGAGAAGGACCAGAGGCUGUUUUUCCACUUGCUGGCCACCUUGUUCCUGCGCUACACACAGAUCCUGCGCUGCCUGGAGACAUGCUACGACCAGAUGGUGCAUCCGCAGAAACGCCGGGUGCUACAGCACAUGCUCGAUGGGGUGAUGGGCCGGGUGCUGGAGCUCAAGAAUGAGAUGGUGGAGACUGAGCUCUCAGAGUAUCACUACAUGGACGAUGUGCUGCAGGACCUCAAGCUCACCCCAGCUGACAUGGAGGUGCCCAUCCCCAGGUACUUUGUGAACCAGAGAGCCAAGGCUCUGAAGGAGCGUCAGCAGGUGCUGUCUGAGAUCCUGGCCCGGGUGGAGCCUAGCAUGCCCAGUGGGCCGUCCCGGCCUGCCAUGCUGCGUGACGAGGCUGUGCAGCUGGUGCAGAUGGCGGAGCGGAUGCGCCAGGGCCGCCUUCGUUCCAAGUUCAUGUGGGAGAUCCGGCGGGACGAGGAGCGAGAGAGGCGGGCCCGGGAGAGUGGGGCCAAGGAGCUUGACCGUGAGCAGGCUGCUCUCUGCAUCCAGAAGGUCUGGAAAGGCUGCCUGCAACGCAGAUGCACCAAGCUGGAGAGACAGCGGGAGAUGGCCUUUAUUGGGAUGGCCCCAGACCCCAAGGCUUUGGGCCUGUCAGCCGCCAUGCUGCGGGCCCAGCUCGGGGAGGAGUUCCGGCACCUGCGGCAGGCUGACUAUGAAGCCGAGUACCAACAGGCCAUGGUGAGCAUCCGGGAAGGGCUCUACGAGGUGGAGGGACCUGACAUGAGGGAGGAGAUGAAGGAGCAGCUCCGGCAGUGGUUCAUUGAGUGCCACGACCUGACCGGCCGCUUCCCCGAAUUCCCUGACGAGGAGAUUGGAGGCUCCAGCAUCCUUUUUGCAGAAAAGACUCCAGAGCAGGUCAAAGCUGAGCUGGACCUCCUGGAAGCUGAGGGACAGAGGAAGAAGGAUAAGAAAAAGGAUAAAGAGAAGACCAAGGAAGGGAAGCAGAAGAAAGGCAAGGACAAGAAGCAGGAAGAAGAUGAAGGUUUGAAACUGGCUCUGUCCAAAUUCCUGCCAGUGAUCAGCGAGGGCUUCACACAGUAUCAGACCAUCUGGGGGAAUCGGGAUGAAUCCGAUAACUUCGAGCAGCGCUAUGAGCCAGAGUUGAUCAAAGCCCAGAAGAGGAAGGAGGUGGAGAAGGAGCUGCGGCUGCAAGUGGAUGAGCUGAUGCGGGAGGAAUUGCAGCGACUGAAACUGGCUGUGGAUCGAGAGGAGGGGAAACCUCGCAAGGAAAAGAAGAGCAGCAAGCAGCAGAAGGGGAAGAAAGGAGGGAAAAAGGAGAAAGAUUUAACCCCGGACAGGACCCUGGACUCUCUGUAUGAGGAGCUGGUGCUGCAGGGAAUCCUCAAGCAGGCCCAGCGUGUCCAGCUGGCUGACUACACGGGCGAUUUCUGCUACCUGGGCACUACCCUGCGCAUGGCGGGCAUUGAACCCACGCCCUCGGUGAUGGACAUCAGGCAGAACAUCACCCUGUAUGCCAUCCUUCGCCUGGGGUCCCCCACACUGCACGAGAUGGCACCGCAGGUGAAGUCUGUCCUGCUUGCUGGGCCUGCUGGAACUGGGAAGAAGAUGCUGGUCCAUACUGUGUGCACCGAGACGGGCGCCAACCUCUUUGACCUGUCCCCAGACAACCUGGUGGGCAAGUACCCAGGGAAGGCCGGCCUCAGCAUGCUGAUGCAUGUGGUGUUCAAGGUGGCCAGGUUGAUGCAGCCAUCGGUGAUCUGGAUCGGGAACGCAGAGAAGACCUUUUACAAGAAGGUGCCAAAAGAGGAAAAGCAGGCUGACCCCAAGCGACUGAAGAGGGAUUUACCUAAAGCCCUGAAGCUGCUGAAGCCAGAGGACCGGGUGCUGCUAAUCGGCACGUCGGAUAAGCCCUAUGCAGCUGAUGUGAAGACACUGUGCAAAGCCUAUGAGCGGAUCCUCCUCCUCCCCCGGCCUGACUACGCAUCCCGCUACGUGACCUGGCAGCGCCUGAUCAAGAAGCAUGGUGGCACCAUCACCACUGCCCUGGACGUCAGUGCCCUGGCCAAGCUCUCGGACGGCUACAGCCAGGGGCACAUGGCGCGGGCCGUGCAGAUGGCGCUGACCGAGCGGCGCCUCCUGCAGAUGCCCAAGAAGCCGCUGCGGGCAGGCGAGUUCCUGCAGCUGCUGGCCAAGGCUGACCCCAUUUACAGUGAGGAAGAGAAGACACUGCAGGGGCUGACUCUGGCUCAUCUCUGCCAUCCCCCCAACCCGGGGUGUUCUCUGCGAUGCAGCAUCAGCUCUGCGCUGACUCCCCCACUCCUUUGCAGGACUGGUACAUGAAGACGCCACUGGGUAAGAAGCGACUCAAGGCAGCGCAGGAGAGAGCAGACAGGAAGGAGGGAAAGGGGAAGGACAAGAAAGGAAAAAAGGGGAAGAAAUAGUGCUGGCUGAGGGGCCCUGCACAUCCCUCCCCAGCCUUUAUGCUCUAGGGUCCUUGGGGCAGGGCAGCUCCAUAAAGUCAACUCAUUCUUCGUCCCGCCCGCCUGUGCAGAAAGAAGUCUGUGUGCAUGGAUGGGAGUGAGCAGGGGGAGUGCAAACGCGCAUGUGGGGCAAACCGGGGGAGAGGGGGGUGUCUGUGCAUGUGUGUCUGUGUGUGUGUGUGCUUGUGAGCCUGGGGCGUUGUGCAUGCAUGUGGGGUGUGUGUGUGCGCGCAUGUAGGGGCAUGGAUGCAUGUACCCUGGGAUACAUAGGAUGAGCAAGAGCGGUGCAUGUGGGGUGAGACAGAGCCAAGAACUACACCUGGAAUGGCAACCGGGAGCACGCUGGGGGUCUGCCCAGAUCCUGGCUGCAGGGGUAGCCCUGCCCAGCUCCAGUCUGAGGGGGCCCAUGGUCUGGGUCACUGCCCUCGUGCAGCCCUGAAACGGAACGAGCCCCCUGCCCCUGAGCCCAGGCAGCUCUGAGCUGUGCACACAGAUGCCUCUACUCCAGAGAAUGGGGGGCAGCCCCUCCCUCUAGGGUUCUGGGCCCCUCUGCUCAGCUCCCAUCCCUUGAACCCUGCAUGCAGCUCUGGGUCCCCAGUCCCUGAGAACGGGGUGUCUAGGGUGACCAGAUGUCCUGAUUUUUUACACUUGCUGUCUGGUCACCCUAGGGGUGUCCCCAUCCCUAUAGGGAGCUGGGGACAGACACACAUGCAGGGCCGCCCAGAGGGGGGGGCAAAGGGGGCAAUUUGCCCCGGGCCCCGGGCUCCGCAGGGGCCCCCAAGAGAACAGCGGAGGCUCCCGCCUCCGCC
Molecule: messenger RNA, 3458 nt
Organism: Mauremys mutica (yellowpond turtle)
Lineage: Eukaryota; Metazoa; Chordata; Testudines; Geoemydidae
Gene: DRC11L
Product: IQ motif containing with AAA domain 1 like
Exons: 19
Coding region: 53-2509 (818 amino acids)
Molecular function (GO): ATP hydrolysis activity; protein binding; ATP binding
Source: RefSeq, a predicted model, not a curated record